Messenger RNA from Sorex fumeus (smoky shrew), 1289 nucleotides. RefSeq names its product solute carrier family 38 member 8 (gene SLC38A8). The record is from RefSeq and is a predicted model, not a curated record. The coding region runs from base 1 to 1278 and encodes 425 amino acids. Lineage: Eukaryota; Metazoa; Chordata; Mammalia; Eulipotyphla; Soricidae. The transcript has 10 exons. Gene Ontology annotation, biological process: amino acid transmembrane transport. Gene Ontology annotation, molecular function: amino acid transmembrane transporter activity.
AUGGGGGUGCAGAGCCCAGGAAGCGGCGACCUCGCGGGGGAGCCGCCCCCUGCUGCCCGCCUGUCCUCGGCGGGUGCCGUGGUCAUCCUGCUCAAGUCUGCGCUGGGCGCCGGCCUGCUCGCCUUCCCCUGGGCCUUCCACAGGGCCGGGGGGCUGCUGCCUGCACUGCUGGUGGAGCUGGUGUCCCUGGUCUUCCUCGUCAGCGGGCUGCUCACCCUGGGCUACGCGGCCGCUGUCAGCGGCCAGACCACCUACCAGGGCGUGGUGGCGGCGCUGUGUGGCCGGGCCUUGGGCCGCCUGUGCGAGGGCUGCUUCACGGCCAACCUGCUCCUCAUCGCCGCCGCCCUCCUCAGGGUCAUCGGCGACCAGCUGGAGAAGCUGGGCAGCUCCCUGCUGCCCGGCGCCCCGCGGCCCUGGUACCUGGACCAGCGCUUCGCCCUGGGCCUCGUGUCCCUGCUGCUUCUGCCGCUGUCCGCCCCGCGCCACAUCCGGGGCCACACGCUCAGCAGCUUCCUAGGCACGCUGGCCGCCUGCUACCUGGCGCUGCUCACCGUGGCUCAGUACUACCUGGGGCCCCCGCGGUGGGGCCGUGGUUCUGACCCGGCUUCUCCCUGCAGCCGCGCCCCCGGCAUCUCGGCCCUCGCCGUCUUCCCCACCAUCUGUUUCGGCUUCCAGUGCCACGAGGCCGCCGUGUCCGUGUACAGCAGCAUGCGUCGCCGUGACCUGCGCCACUGGGCCCUGGUCUCGGGGCUGUCCCUGCUGGCCUGCUGCCUCAUCUACUCCCUGACAGGGGUGUUCGGCUUCCUGACGUUCGGGGCGGAGGCCUCGGCCGACAUCCUGCUGAGCUACCCGGCCAGUGACCCGGCCGUGCUCGCGGCCCGCGUCCUGUUCGUGGCCUCCGUGGUCACCGUGUACCCCAUCGUGGUCUUCCUGGGGAGGUCGGUGCUGCAGGACUUGUGGCGGAGGAGCUGCUGUGGAGCCCUGGCUGACCCCGCGGGGCCCGCCGGCCGGGGGCUCCUGACCGCCCUGUGGGUGGCCGUGACGCUCGCCAUGGCCCUGCUCCUGCCCGACCUCGGCGACAUCAUCGGCGUCAUCGGGGGCCUCAGCGCCUUCUUCAUCUUCAUCUUCCCAGGUCUGUGCCUCAUCUGUGCCGUGGGCGACGAACCCAUCGGACCAGGAGCCCGGCGCGGCCUGGAGGCCUGGGGCGCCGUGUCGGUGCUGGCCGGGGCCUUCAUCUUCGGGCAGAGCACGGCCGCGGCGGUGCUGGAGCUCGUCUGAGGGAGACGGAC